AUGAAUCUGCUUCAAAGGCAGAGGAGGAAACAGAGCCGAAGUAGACGGGCAUUGAUAUUCAACACCAACGAGCCGUAUAUCAACCCAGAGCUCCUGGAACAAAUGGAUUCUGAUCAGAAACUGAAAAAACAAAUGGACAUCAACAUAUCACCUGACAACGAUGAAUCUGCAUCAAAGGGAAGACUGGCUUUAUCCCAGCAGUCCAGCCGGUUUGAGCUUCCCAUGGAUAUGAAGCUCUUAGAAAAUUUGAGUCCUCAAGAUUACAUCAGAAAGUACUGUGUGAUAUCCUCACGACGACAAUAUCUGUACCAAAAAAUAUUCUAUAAAUCCCGGGACAAGUCAGGAUACAUACCUGUGAAGGAAUUGGAGAAAGCUUUGAGGGAAGUUUUAGUCGGGACUUUAACAAAACAGAGAGUAAAAGAGCUGUGUGAUUGGCUGGAGAUAAACGAAGACACAAAAAUAGACUACAAGCUCUUCUCCGGCAUGGCUGCACUGGCUGAGCGAAUUCUCUAUCCCGAUUUUGUCACAGGUGAUACUCAAGACAUCCCAGAAUUCCAGAGAGACAAGAUUGAGUGCGCAGACUUCGGGGCGUUAUCCUGGAAGCUUAACGGUAUUAAGGUCAAUCCGUCAGUGGAAAGUCUCCUGAAAAAGAUCAGCUGA
This is a messenger RNA of Liolophura sinensis, 660 nucleotides long. RefSeq lists its product as uncharacterized. NCBI's taxonomy places the organism in Eukaryota, Metazoa, Mollusca, Polyplacophora, Chitonida, Chitonidae. Bases 1 to 660 code for a protein of 219 amino acids. The record is from RefSeq and is a predicted model, not a curated record. The transcript is spliced from 7 exons.